AUGCGGCGAUUGUUGAGGGGGGCAUUUAUGCUUAGCGGUGGCGCGGUUCGUCGCUGGGCCCGGCCUAUGCAGGCGGCGGCCACAGGCACCAAAAUUUCAUCCGUGCGGGCGUUGAGGAAGUCGCAGAUGUCGGACGUGGAAGAGGUGGCGCCCCCGCUUCCUCAAGAACACGCACACUCCAAUGAAGCCGAGGGCCGUCCUAGUGAUGACAACACCACCCAUGAUAAUUUUGGUUUUAGCGGCGGUGUUGCCGGGAUGCCUUUGGAAAAUAAUGACACGACAACAAGUCACAUCUUCACACCAACCCUUGACGUGGAGGAGGAGUACGGGACUCCCGUCAUGGCACCAACGAGCAGCGCUUCCAAUGAAAGUGUCCUCUCCUCUAUUGAUAUGAUAUGCGACGAUCUUUUUUCGUGUAAGACGGAUGUAUUGAAGUCGUUUGCGCGGACACGCUCAGUGGGUGGGGCAACGAAGUCGGAGCUUGUGAUGAAUCUCAUUGACCUUGCCAACCGUGAGGCGCAUGGCGAGAGCCAGGACCUUAGCAUCACGAAACGGGUCCUCGGUGAUGUCUUCAAUGAGGAGGUGCGUGUGAGUGGGGUACGUUCCCAGUGGACAAACAAGUCGCUUGAGGCCUCACACAUUGAAAUGGCAUGUGAUGGUCACCUAAAGUUUGAGGUGAUGAGUUAUACCCAAAAGACGCUUAUGGUGCGUCGUAAUGCCUCCGAGUCGGCACGGGUGCUGCGAAAACUUAUCCGUCCCUUUCAGCAGGACUACCCGCGUAUUGCAGAGACAGCGGUGGGAGGGGUCUUUCGAAAUUUCAAGGCGGAAGCCGAUCAACUUGUGGAGUCGCUUCCCGCAGUGGAGGUGGUGGGCCCCUUUACCUCCUUCCUCGUGUCAUAUGUGCGCUACGCGACCUCGGCAAACCUGCUUACUCGUACAAAUGUGAUUGAGCGCCUGGAGCAGCUUGGGUUAGUCCAGAUGGCAGUGGAAGACAGUAGUGACGCCACGCUGCAGCGUCUUAUGGCCUUGCUAGACGAAGUUGUGGCAGAGGUGGAACGGCGAGCAGGGUGUUUUGGCGACAAGCGCACAGCAUGGGGUACAGAGACACCCGAAGUGCUGCGUAGCUCAAUCCAGGCUUUUGCAGACAGCUGGGCGCAGCAGCCACGAGGCGAGGUUGGGGAUAGGGCCCCGGCAUGGGUUCAUGACUUUGUGCGCAUGUUCAACAACUGGGAUGCCAUUGUGCGCACCGAUGUUCCUAUGCUUGAAGAUGUGCCAAGGUACAUCUUUGACUGCAUUCUCAGUGGUGUGGUGUGUUUCUACUUGCUGCAGAAGAUAUACGGCGAUAUCAUUAUCCCCACAGAUGUUCCACUGACCGUGCGAUCCGCCGUGCGGAGAGCGAUGGAGGCGCACUUCAAGGAUGAGGAGAAGGCGGCGCAGGCAUUGGCGAAACUCUUUGCGUAUGUGCAAUCGCCUGGGGACUCUGGUGUGGUGAAGGCGGAGUUCUUUCCAGCCGUGCUCUCCCAGAUGCAGGGUGCCUUCCAUGACACAGAGCAGAGUGUUCUGCAUAAUGCCCGUGUUGCGCUUGUCCUGCGUGAAGUGUGUGCGACAGCCUCGCGGUGCACCCGUACGUGUGGCCUUUUUCACAUGCUUGUAAAGAUCACAGAAGAUCUUCGAUUUCACUUUCGGUUUAACACGAUAUUUAAGAAACUCAGCGGCAGGGACCGCACCACAAUCCGCACCAGGUACAGCAUCAACAUGGUGAAGACGUGUGAGUACUUUGAACAGGAGUAUGGGGUGACGCCCAUCUCUACCAAGGCAGUGGGUUUCUUGGUGAUUCAACUGCUGCACAUGUCAAUGCGUGGGACGAGUAGCGGGAAUGUGGCCGGUAGUGGUCGUCCAAUACUAGAACGUUUUGUGAGCGUCACUGGCCGAGAGGAAUAUUCCGUUGUUGGCAUGUCUGAAAUGGAAGCGACCCAAAUUCGUGAUUUGCGGGUUGCCUUUCCUCCACAGCUCUCCUACAACUCCUGGCUUCACCAGUCGGACACGAAGGAAAAGUCCGUGUAUAACGUCCUCCCCUCCGUGGCGGUGAAGGGAUCCACCAACCAGGCGAUGAUCAUCUCACAAGCUCCGAUGAUGAAGGCUCUUGACGCGAUCUCCCGUGUACCGUGGCGUAUCAGUAAAUACAUGCUUCACGUACAAGAGGCCAUCGUGAGAGAGGGGUACGGCUUUGGGAAGAUCCGGCCAGCCUUCUACCCUUUACACUACUGCGCAAAGAGUCGUGGGGACAUUUCUUAUGACGUGGCUGACAACGCCGAUGCUGCUGCUGCUGCUGCUGCUGAUGCUUAUGAUGAUGGCGACGACUGCGAAGUCUACAAUCUACAGCAACGGCGGGAAUACGACACCCAACAAGACGAGGAUUGGAAAAGUCUUUCCGAACAACGUAGCAACCGUAUUCACUACCUGCAAGCUCUUCGUCAGGCCCGCUCACUCGUACAGUUUUCGCAUAUUUACUUUCCAAAUAGUAUGGACUUCCGUGGACGUAUGUAUCCGCUGCCAGGGCGGUUAAAUCACACCGGAUCCGAUCCGUUUCGAGCCCUACUAGAGUACGCGGAACCCAAGCCAUUGGGAGAGACUGGACUAUAUUGGCUGAAGGUACAUUUGGCCAACAAGAUGGGAAUGAGCAAACUCUCCUUUGAUGAGCGGGUGCAUUACGUGAAUGAGCAUAUUGAAGAUGUGGUUCGAAGUGCGGAAUCCCCGCUUCAUGGCGACAAGUGGUGGCAAGAGGCUGCGGAGCCGAUGCAGUGUCUCAUGGCCUGUAAAGAGUUGACGGAUGCUCUUAAAUGCUCACAAGGGGCAGAAAAUUACCUCUCACGUAUUCCUGUUGCCGUGGAUGGAAGUUAUAACGGUCUGCAACACUACUCCGCCAUUGGUCGCGAUGCUUUUGGGGCACAAUUGGUCAACCUGGUUCCGAGUGAGAGGCCGGCCGAUGCCUACACCGGCAUUCUGAAGGAGAUGAUGCGAUCCAUAAUGGCCGAUGCUGAGAAGGACAAUCCGGUGGCACAGCG
Molecule: messenger RNA, 3065 nt
Organism: Trypanosoma cruzi
Lineage: Eukaryota; Euglenozoa; Kinetoplastea; Trypanosomatida; Trypanosomatidae
Product: mitochondrial DNA-directed RNA polymerase, putative
Exons: 1
Biological process (GO): mitochondrial transcription
Cellular component (GO): mitochondrial DNA-directed RNA polymerase complex
Molecular function (GO): DNA-directed RNA polymerase activity; DNA binding
Source: RefSeq, a predicted model, not a curated record